Molecule: messenger RNA, 861 nt
Organism: Monoraphidium neglectum
Lineage: Eukaryota; Viridiplantae; Chlorophyta; Chlorophyceae; Sphaeropleales; Selenastraceae
Product: ubiquitin-like modifier-activating enzyme 5
Exons: 4
Coding region: 1-861 (286 amino acids)
Biological process (GO): protein ufmylation
Cellular component (GO): cytosol; cytoplasm
Molecular function (GO): UFM1 activating enzyme activity
Source: RefSeq, a predicted model, not a curated record
AUGAACAUCACCACGGUCGCGGGCUUUGACGCGUUCAAGGCCUCCGUCACGCAGCCGGGGCGCCCUGACGCCAGCCGCGUGGACCUCAUCCUGUCCUGCGUUGACAACUACGAGGCGCGCAUCACCAUCAACCAGGUCUGCCUUGAGCUGGGCCAGACCUGGAUGGAGAGCGGCGUGAGCGAGGACGCCGUGAGCGGCCACAUCCAGACACUCAUCCCGGGGGAGAGCGCCUGCUUCCAGUGCGUGCCGCCGCUGGUGGUGGCCAGCGGCAUCGACGAGCGCACCCUCAAGAGGGAGGGCGUCUGCGCGGCCAGCCUGCCCACCACCAUGGGCAUCGUGGCUGGGCUGCUGGUGCAAAACACCCUCAAGUACCUGCUGGACUUUGGCACUGUCAGCCAUUACCUGGGAUACUCCAGCCUCAAGGACUUCUUCCCCACCAUGGCGAUCAAGCCCAGCGUCGCCUGCGUCAACUCGCGCUGCGUCGAUGCCCAGCGCGCGUAUCAGCAGCGCGUCAACUCCCCAGAGGCCAUCGCAGCAGCGGCAGCGGCGGCGGCAGCAGCGGAGGCGGCGGCCGCAGCUGAGGGGCCGCUCCACGAGGAGAACGAUUGGGGCAUUGAGGUCGUCGCGGAGGACGGCGCGGGCGGCAGCGGCAACCCCGGCGCGGCUGCGGCGGGCGUGGCCGCCCCUGCAGCAUCGGCGGCGCCCGCGGCGCAGGCGCUGCCCGAGGGCCUGGACUUUGGGAUGCCGGUGGCGGGGGGCGUGGACGCCGCGACGCUCAAGGCGGAGGGUGUUGAGGCGACAGACGCCAGCCUGGACGACCUGGCGGGCAUGCUGGCUUCGCUGUCUGGCGGCACGUCGUAG